Oreochromis aureus is the source of this 1073-nucleotide messenger RNA. RefSeq lists its product as uncharacterized. The record is from RefSeq and is a predicted model, not a curated record. NCBI's taxonomy places the organism in Eukaryota, Metazoa, Chordata, Actinopteri, Cichliformes, Cichlidae. The transcript is spliced from 8 exons. Gene Ontology annotation, biological process: DNA integration. Gene Ontology annotation, molecular function: nucleic acid binding. The coding region runs from base 1 to 966 and encodes 321 amino acids.
AUGCAAGUGGUCUUCAGAGGAGAUCUCCUGAAAGAAGAAAAUUCCCGUCGGAAUUACAUCAGCCGUGGUCCAAAUGACACCUGGCACAUUGAUGGCAAUGAUAAACUGAAGUUCUUUGGAAUGUGGAUACAUUUGGGGAUUGAUGGAUUUUCCAGGAAGGUUCUAUGGCUAAAGGUGGGCACAUCCAACCGCAAACAAAACUUUGUGGCCAGAUACUUCUUUGAGGCUGUUCAAGAACAGGGUGGCUGUCCUCAAAUGAUUCGGGGGGACAGAGGAAAGGAGAACCUUGUUGUGGGUCAAAUGCAGAUGGCAUUUCACAUGCGAGAUCUUGGGAAUCAGGCAUGGAGGUGCUUCAGAAUGGGGACAUCAGUGCACAACCAGAGAGCUGAAUGUUUUAACAGUAUUUUAAAGCGGACAUGGAUUAAGAAAUGGCUGACAACAUUUGAGGCCAUGAUGGAGUCUGGGAUCCUUGAACUGGACAAUCCUGUGCACAUCAACUGCUUGCAGUACUCACACUUGCCACUGCUUCAAAGAGACUUAAAAACGGAGCAAACAGUUUGGAACACCCAUGACAUCCGCAAGCAACGCAAUGCACCAGGUCCAUUUGGGAAACCCGACCUUCUGUUUACCUCACCACCUCCUGGAUAUGGCAAUGUGCUGCACAUAGUUGACCCAGACCUUUUAGACUACGCCAAGCAAUUAAUCUGUGAGGUGGAAGAGCCUUCACUGGUAGCAAACCAGGAAUUCAGAGACAUGUGCCAGAACAUUUUAGAAAACAGCCAAUUUCCCUGCACACCUGAUGGUUGCCUUGCUGCAUACCUCAUGCUAGUCCAAGAGCUGACAACUGCCAUGAACAGAAAUGCAGUUCCUACACCUUCUACGUUUGCAGAGGCAAAUGACAUAUACAUCUUUCUGAAGAGACAGAGGAUGGAAGGUGCACCAGUAAACAUUUCCAAUGACCAAUAAAAUCAUACAACAUUGUUUGUUAACAUUUAUUUAUCCUUGUUUACAAUCAACAGGUAAUUUGAAAACUGUCUGACCAACAAAAUGUACAAUAAAAUGUUGAAAAACAA